AUAAAAUUCAGCAAUGGAUUAGGGCUUUUGUUGCAGUGGCCGUAUUAGUAUCGUGGAAAGCAAAGCCUAGCCGAUCAGAUCUCCCCUCUAUCUAUCUUCCUUACACAGAAAUGGCCAAGUCGAAGAAUCACACCGCGCAUAACCAGUCGGCUAAGGCCCACAAGAACGGAAUCAAGAAGCCCAGGAGGCACCGUCACACUCCCACCAGAGGAAUGGACCCAAAGUUCUUGAGGAACCAGAGGUACGCUAGGAAGCACAACGUCAAGAGCGGCGAGAAUGCCACCACUGAAGACUAAGCUUUUGUAUUCUCUGAAACUCGUUUAGUAGACAAAAGAACCAGUUUUACUUUUUAUCUUUUCGUUUGAUUUAUGUUUCCGCAAAUGGUUUGUGUACUCUUUCAAUCCAGGCCUUUAAUUUAAUAUCAGAGAUUUUAAUGAGGUUGCA
This is a messenger RNA of Brassica oleracea var. oleracea, 444 nucleotides long. Its product is annotated as 60S ribosomal protein L29-1-like. NCBI's taxonomy places the organism in Eukaryota, Viridiplantae, Streptophyta, Magnoliopsida, Brassicales, Brassicaceae. Gene Ontology annotation, biological process: cytoplasmic translation. Gene Ontology annotation, molecular function: structural constituent of ribosome. Gene Ontology annotation, cellular component: ribosome; cytosolic large ribosomal subunit. Bases 111 to 296 code for a protein of 61 amino acids. The record is from RefSeq and is a predicted model, not a curated record. The transcript has 3 exons.